Molecule: messenger RNA, 1600 nt
Organism: Cryptotermes secundus
Lineage: Eukaryota; Metazoa; Arthropoda; Insecta; Blattodea; Kalotermitidae
Product: cytochrome b5-related protein
Exons: 7
Coding region: 120-1439 (439 amino acids)
Biological process (GO): lipid metabolic process
Cellular component (GO): mitochondrion
Molecular function (GO): heme binding
Source: RefSeq, a predicted model, not a curated record
CGCCAGGAACUCUUAUUCUUCGGAUAGGAAGUGUCGCGUUUGGUGUGUUUAUAGUCUCGUGAGUACAAGCUAAGAAUUUAUACUGAGGUGCUCCCUGGCUGGAGGCAGACGGAUGCAGCAUGGCGCCCCGGAGUCAGGAAGAUCAUUUCCCGUUGUGGUGGACUGCUGCCCUCCGAGAAACACCGCCCAAGUCCGGAGAGCUCUUCCUCAAGGACAAACAGCGAGACGACGGCGCCGAGGGAUUAUGGCGCGUCCGUGACGGCCUCUAUGACCUCUCCUCGUUCGUAGACGUCCAUCCAGGUGGCUCAGACUGGCUACGUCUCACAAAGGUCAGCAUCAAUUCAAUUUAUUAUAAGCAACCAAAACCAAUCGCAGUUUCCACGCGGUCUAAUANCGUGAAACAAGCCUCUGCCCCACGCAACUCGCCUUACACAUUCCAUGAGGAUGGGUUUUACCGGACCUUAAAACGACGAGCGCGUCUUGCUCUGGCUGGGGUUCCCCGUGGCCCCAACUUCUCCUCCGCUCUUAUUGCAGAUCUUCUGGCCCUCGGCACAGUAUUCUUCUCCGUGAUGGCCGCUGCUACUAGCAGCUACUUUGUGGGGGCAUUUGCUGGAUUGCUUAUAGCACUGAACGUCAUCACAGCGCACAACUUCCUGCACCAGAAGAAUAACUUCCGCAUGUAUUACUUCAACCUGUCUUUCAUGUCAUUCAGUGACUGGAGGGUUGUACACGCACUGAGUCACCACUUAUACCCCAACUCUCUGCUCGAUUUGGACAUCUCCAUGUUCGCGCCGCUCUUCCAGUUCCUGCCAGACCCUUCCAAGACAUUCUGGGGUCGCUACGGGCCCUGGAUCUACAGCCCUCUGGUCUACAGUGUUAUGUUUCAUGGUCACAUGUUAAUCAGGUUGUGGAACAUGGCUAAGGGCAGGGGCGAUUAUGUACGCAUGGAAUAUGCGAUUCCUCUGGUGAUCCCUACGUCAAUGAUGGUGUUUGCUGGAGUGAGCGCUGGAAAUGCAUUUUGGAUGUGGAUGUGGGUGACCACAGCCUCAAGCCUCUUCUUCCACAUCAUUGCCUUCAACGGAGCCCACCACCAUCCUGAGAUAUUUCAUGAAGGGGACGCUAUAAGAGCUGACCGGGAUUGGGGCCUGGCUCAGUUGGAUACGGUGAGGGAGAGACCGGCUGUCAACAGCUCCUUGUUCGCUGCACUGACUAACUUCGGUUACCAUAACCUGCACCAUCUGUUUCCUGCUGUGGACCACAGCCGCCUUCCGCUUCUCUACCCCGCACUGAAGAAGACCUGCGAAGAAUUCAAUGUCAGCUUCUCAGAAUAUUCGCUCCUCGAGAUGUACAAGGGGCAGUUCCAGCAGAUCGCUAGAAACAAACCGAAUCUUAUCCCUCCAGGAGAAACAGACACAGGAGUAGCCAAACCGGAUACUUAAAAAUUUUCCUGCAGUAUAAUUGGACUGUGCCCGAAUUUUGGUUCACAGUAACAACCUAGCUAUUGAAAGUGUGAGUAAUUAGAAUACAUUUAAACUGGACUAAAGAGAGAUAAAAGCCGGUCACGGUAGCCGAGACGUCUAAGGCAUGCACUGUCUUCGCU